AUGACAAAAACCAGUUAUGAGCAGAAGAGGGAUGAGAAUGUAAAGCAUGUUCAGGAAGUUUUUAAGUCUUUCGGUAUUCCAAUCUUAGCUCAGUCUAUUAGAGAAGUUAUAUCAAAAAAGGAAAAGGGCAGGGGGAAUUUAGAAUCUGACAAUCCAGAAUCUGACAUUGAAUAUGACCCCUCCUCUGAUGUUGAUAAACAAUCUGACACUGAUGAUGACUAUGACGAUGACCUCAAUAAUGAGGUCAAUACCGAGGUAGGAGCGAUGGUUCCAGGAACUCGCCCUCAGAAGAAGCAAAAGGCAGCAACAAUGGCGGCUGCCAACCAGCAAGAACUGCGGACGCCAAUAAAACUCACUAGGCAAAGUGCAGCCAUGCCUUCGCCUGGAGGCCGUCCACCACCUAGGAUAAGAAAUCCCUUGCUUCCUAAGAACACUUCCAAAGCCAACCCUAAACCUAUUGCCAUCUCUAGUGCCAGCCAAUUGCAAGGCCACCUCACACCAAACACCAGCAACACCACAGAGACUACUAGCACAGUGCCUAGUAAUCCAACUAAGACCACAAACAGUCCAGCCAUGUCUGCGCCACUUCAAAAAACAGUGCCUAGUCCUCUUAGAUUCACCAGUCUAGCCAUGUCUUCGCCUGGUGCUAACCCUGAGCAUACUAGGACCAGUCCAGCCAUGUCUAUGCCUGCUGCAAAGCCAAUGCCUAGUCCUCCUAGAUUCACCAGGCAAAGUGCAGCCAUGUCUUCGCCUGGUGCUAACCCUAAGCAUACUCCUAGACCCACUAUUACCAUGACUCCCGCAACUAGUAUUAACCAGCCAAUCCCUACAGACACCUCGCCAGGUGGCCAGAGCUCUAGGCAAAGCAAUGACAUCAAUGAGUUAGCUGAGCAAUUUGAUGCUGCUAAUUCAGAGGGUAAUACAUGUGAAGGAGAACCAAGUGAUGACUUAGUUCUAGCGCGCCAAAAGAAUGUCCGCAAGAAAACCAUGGGUCAUGGCUUAGAGAAGAUGAUAAAUAGAGGAAAGAAGUUGGCUAUCCAGGUGGCUGAAGGGAAGAAAAGACCUGAUGUACCACUUCAGGCAGCGAAGCUGGCAUCAGAAACUGGUGUUGCCCUGAGAGACAACCUGCCUAUCUUAACAUCUUGGAAGCUAUAUCAAAAAGAUGCGGGACCGGCACAAAUAACAAAAGUGCUUGAGAAAGUGGCGUCAAGGUUGGAUGUGGAUAUUAAGAACGAGGGACCAAGCAAAGCUGCAUGCACUGAUAUCAUCAAGAAGGGAGUAAGGCAGCAGAGGUAUCACCUGAAAACAAAGUACUUCGACCCUACACUCACAAUGGAACAGCUCUUGGCCAAACAGCCUCCACCAAAGAUGAAGAAAGAGGAGUGGGUAAAGCUGGUAGAGUACUGGUGUGACCCAAAGAAUAAGAGGCCUAAGUACAACAACAUGGAACCAGAUGCUGUUGAUUUCUUUGGGGAAUGCAUGACUAGUCGCCAAAGUGGUCGUACUCCUCUUCCAGAUGAAAUAUAUGAACAAAUGGUGGCAGAGAAGGAAAGAGAGCCAGAAGAAGGAGAAGCACAAAAGUCUCCCUCCACUAUUGUUGCUGAAAGUCUCAGCCACAUCAGCCAUUCAUCCACCUUUCUUCCGAACAUUGGUGUCCCUAGACUGUCGAAGACUGGCCAAGCCUCAUCGACAGCAGCACAAGCACGCCUUCAAGCUGAGUUUGAGGCAAGACUUCAAGCUGAAAGAGAUGAAGCUGCUAGGAAGCAGGAAGAAUUGCAAGCACAGCUUCAAGCUCAGCAGGCCGCACUCCAAGAAAACCAAAGUUUGCUCUGCGCCCAGACUCAAGAGGAAGUGAAGGGAUGA
Messenger RNA from Miscanthus lutarioriparius, 1863 nucleotides. The record is from the annotation of a GenBank genome assembly. Lineage: Eukaryota; Viridiplantae; Streptophyta; Magnoliopsida; Poales; Poaceae.